CACCGAUCAAUCAGAGUCAGAGCUAGUGCCCCUGCUCAUACAUCCUGGCUUACAGCACUCACGAGUCACGAGUCCAUCAAGAAGCUGACGAUCUCACGACGCUCGAGUCCAUCAUAUAGUGUAUCAAGUCGUAAUCAAUAGUGGCCAGCCACGCUGUUGCCCAAUCGCUGCUCCGUGUAGACGAUCAUCGAGAAGCAUUCCCAACAGCGAUGUCCAAAGGACCAUUCUACAUCGGAGUCGACGUCGGCACAGGCUCGGCUCGAGCCGCUCUGCUGGACGCCGAUGGCAACAUCCUCUCCGAAUCCACUCACGCCACCCGCACAUGGCGAUCCGACGCAGACGCGCGCAUCUUUGAGCAGUCCACGGACGACAUUUGGGCUCGCAUCAGUCAAGCCGUUCGAGAUGUGCUCAAAAUAUUGCCAGAAGGUACGAGCGGCAAGGAUGUCAAAGGGAUAGGGUUCGACGCUACUUGCUCUUUGGCUGUCAUCAAUGCGAACGGCGAACCGAUCGAGGUCACACCGGAACCUGAAGGCAGUUGGAAGGUCGGAGGAGCAGAAGGAGAGAGGCGCAACAUCAUACUCUGGGCUGAUCAUCGGGCUGAGGAGGAGGCAAAGAAGAUCAACAGUACAGGUAGCAUGGUGCUCAAUUACGUUGGGGGUACCAUGUCGCUGGAAAUGGAAGUCCCAAAGAUGCUCUGGCUUUCCACCCGCAUGCCCAAGCAGACAUUCGCCUCCGCGCACUUCUACGAUCUGCCAGACUACCUCACCUAUCGCGCGACCGGAAGUCGAGCUCGGUCAAAUUGCAGUCUGGUGUGCAAGUGCUCUUACGUUCCCCCAGGCGUGGGAGGUAGCAGCACAGGCUGGCAACACGAUUUCUUCAACAAGAUCGGAUUAUCAUCCAUCGCUAAUGAGGAUUUCGAGCGAGUGGGUGGUAUCCCGGGCAACGGCGGCUUGGUCUUGACAGCUGGACAGCCGCUCGGAUCGGGUUUGACGAAACAAGCCGCGCAAGAUUUGGGCUUGGAAGAGGGCACGGCUGUCGGCUCUGCACUCAUCGACGCGUACGCUGGCUGGGUUGGAACAGUCGCAGCUCAAGCUGUCAAUGCUACAACAUCAGAAAAGGAGCAAGACACUGGGCUUGCACAAAGUCAACACAGGCUGGCAGCCAUCGCCGGCACGAGUACGUGCCAUGUGGUGCAGAGUCCGCAGGGCAUCGACGUCAAGGGCGUUUGGGGUCCGUACAAGAACGCCGUCUUCCCCGGCAUGUGGAUGAAUGAAGGGGGUCAAAGCUCCACUGGUCAGCUGAUCGACUUUAUCAUCGAUACGCACCCCGCGAUUUCGACGCUAAAGGAGAGAGCAACGACGAACAAGUCCAACUUGUUCACCGAGCUGCACGGUAUCUUGGAUACUCUGCAACAAAAAGCAGACUUGUCACAUCCCUCUUACCUCAUUCGCGACCUGGUGCUCUACCCCGAUCUGCACGGCAAUCGAAGUCCCUUAGCGGACAGCGGCAUGCGAGGACUCAUCAGUGGUCUAGCACUGGAUCGGGGGGUGUCUGACCUGGCCAAAAAGUACUACGCUACGCUGGAAGCUAUUGCUCUUCAGACUAGGCACAUCUUGGCCGAGCUGAACGGCAAAGGUCACUCCAUCACCAGUCUCUACAUGUCGGGUGGACACGUCAAGAAUGCUGCGUUUAUGCAAUUGCUGGCGGAUGUUUGUCAGGUACCCGUGCUCUUGCCCAACAGCGCCAGUGCCAGCGUCGUAGCUGGCUCCGCUAUCCUGGGACGCUUUGCUGCCGAACUCAGAGAAAAGGGUGUCCUGAUCGAUACUCAAGAGCAGGCUGAUAAGGCAGCAGUGGACUACAGAGAGCGUCUAUGGGAACUCAUGACUACCAUGACCAAGCCGGGCACUUUCGUCUACCCUCGUGCGGACGACAAGCUCAAAGCUCUCUUUGAUGCCAAAUACAAAAUUUUCCACGAGGCCAUCGACGUGCAACGAAGAUGGCGCAAGAUUGUGGCGGACGCCAUAGAUUGAAUAGGAGUUCGAAUAGAAUUACAUGGUAUGGAUGUGUUUUGGGGUAGAAUGGUGACCAUCUCGCAUCCGUGUGCAAAUCUAUACAUCCGACCGCGCCAUCCCAAAGAGGCCUUGUGCUAGUCGUACUUUGAGCUCAGAACGAAUGGCUCGUCUUUCGUUCUUGGCUCCUUCAGUAGAUAGACUCUUGUUUUCCUGCGCCCGACGCAUCAAGUAUGGCAUCACGUCGUCCA
Ceraceosorus guamensis is the source of this 2260-nucleotide messenger RNA. RefSeq names its product Pentulose kinase. The transcript is spliced from 5 exons. The record is from RefSeq and is a predicted model, not a curated record. Gene Ontology annotation, molecular function: phosphotransferase activity, alcohol group as acceptor; kinase activity. Gene Ontology annotation, biological process: carbohydrate metabolic process. The coding region runs from base 210 to 2030 and encodes 606 amino acids. NCBI's taxonomy places the organism in Eukaryota, Fungi, Basidiomycota, Exobasidiomycetes, Ceraceosorales, Ceraceosoraceae.